AGCAGGUGUUCUUGCGGGCGCCCUGGUUUCCGGAGUGCAGAUGGCCAUCUCCGCCUCCAACACCGGCGGAGCGUGGGACAACGCGAAGAAGUUCAUCGAGGCAGGCAACACGGAGCAGUCACGCGCGCUCGGGCCGAAGGGCUCCGCAUGCCACAAGGCAGCCGUCAUCGGAGACACCGUGGGCGAUCCCCUCAAGGACACGUCGGGCCCAUCUCUCAACAUCCUCAUCAAGCUCAUGGCAGUCGAGUCUCUUGUCUUCGCACCAUUCUUUAAGGAGCAUGGCGGCAUUCUUUUCGGUGGCAACAGUUAGAGCGGUGUUAAUCACCCUGGAGAUUUUUGCUGUUUUGGAGCGUGUCUGCUUUUAGCGAUUUCGGGCUAGGGCACGGAAUCGGCCAGGCAAUCAAAAUACUCUCUUUCCCCGACUUCCUGCCCCCUGGUUACAUUGUAAUCGCUGGCGACGUAACGAAGUUUGGAGGUUGUUAACGUCCUCAACGACGCUCCAAUAUAGUCGGUGCAGGGAAAGGAAUGGCUUUUUUCUCCCCCGAUUUUGAGGAGAUACUAGCCGGCCCAGGUGGAAGGAAAUCUGUUAGCUAACUACAAGUUUGUGGCAUUUUCAUUCGUUGACUCACUCGUGCUAUUUGUAKAGUCUCUCUCUCUCUCUCGGAGUAGUACCGCCUUUGAAACGUCGUGGUCUGCGUUUAUUGAUUAGUUCCUUGAUCGCUUGCCAUAAGAGGAAGAGUGCAUAUGGAGAGUUGCGCGCUAAGAGUGUAUGUGGAGAGUUGCGCGCUAAGAGUGCAUAUGGAGAGUUGCGCGCUAAGAGUGCAUAUGGAGAGUUGCGCGCUCGGGGAAAAAGUUCGUGUGUAAUAAAUACUUCGGAUGGUUUGGAGCAGGCAUACCAUUGUGUUAUAUAAUCUCAGGAGAUGCGUAGCAGGGAGGCUUUUCCUCUCGAUGGAAUUCUCGUUUCUUAAUGGCGACGAGUUGUUUUCGUCUUCUGCCGAAUACCAUCUGAAAUGUGAUCUGUCGACGACUCGACGUCCCUUCUUAUUGGCGACGAGUUGUUUUCGUCUUCUGCCGAAUACCAUCGAGUGUCUAUCUGUUGACCUGUGCUGGCAAUAUACUCGCGGUAUCUAUCGUUUGGUUGGUUACCCACUUCUUUCUUAUGUUGAAGGUCGUGUCGAGCUUCGCGUACGACCCCUGUCCGAAGUUAUAGCGCGCUGGUUUUCCUUGUAAGGGCCAUGAGAUAAUGUCUGUAACAACCAUAUCGGGGGACCAGAYGAAAUUUGGUCUUCCCUGUGAGGAAAGACUGGCUUUCUUCCAAGUAUGGUGGCGUGAAUACGGUCCAUUUGAAAGUGAUGGGAGGGAGGGGACCGGAGAGAACAAACGUAGGGUUCCGGAUGUGGAUGCUGUGGAUUCUUUGGCGCUGGUUGGAGCCUUUGGGAAUUCCAUUCGUGUGAUUAUGGCAUGAGUGUUUUGGGUAUUACUGCGAUUAGUAGGUUAUCACUACCCGAG
Molecule: messenger RNA, 1509 nt
Organism: Chara braunii
Lineage: Eukaryota; Viridiplantae; Streptophyta; Charophyceae; Charales; Characeae
Source: the annotation of a GenBank genome assembly